This is a messenger RNA of Zasmidium cellare ATCC 36951, 792 nucleotides long. RefSeq lists its product as uncharacterized. The record is from RefSeq and is a predicted model, not a curated record. The coding region runs from base 1 to 792 and encodes 263 amino acids. NCBI's taxonomy places the organism in Eukaryota, Fungi, Ascomycota, Dothideomycetes, Mycosphaerellales, Mycosphaerellaceae. Gene Ontology annotation, cellular component: mitochondrion. The transcript has a single exon.
AUGAGUAUCGAAGCCGUAUCCCGGAGUGCGCUGCCACGUCUGGCCUGGACCGCAAGCUCCGUCCGUCCCACCGCAGCAAUCGUGCAGCAGGGCUCAUCCGCAUGGAACAAGCAGCCAACGCCGAGGAGGACAACGGCAACGACAGCAUUCGCAAGGAACACAUGGGCCGAGAGGAGAGCAACCCCCCAACCCUCCACCCCCAUCCACACAGCAUGCCAACGAGCCUUCUCCGCCACCCCCACCCGCGCCAAAGACCACCACUUCGACACGCUCAAAUUCGUCCAACGCCUCAAAGCGGAGGGCUUCACCGAAGAACAAGCCGUCGCCAUGAUGAAAGUCCUUGGCGACGUCAUCGAAGAAUCCAUCCAGAACCUCACCCGCACCAUGGUCCUGCGCGAAGACCAGGAGAAAGCCACCUACACGCAGAAAGUCGACUUCGCCAAACUCCGCUCCGAACUCCUCAGCGCCGACAGCACCGAGAGCAGCCUCACGCGGGCGUCGCACGAGCGGCUCACGAACGAUCUGGCCAAGCUGAAUAACCGGCUGAGGGAUGAAGUGCAGAGGACGCAGGCGAGCGUAAGGCUGGAUUUGAAUUUGGAGAAGGGAAGGAUACGCGAAGAGGCGAAUAGUCAGGAUUUGAAGAUUAAGGAGACGGAGACGAGGAUUGAGCAGGAGAGUGCCGCGUUGAGGGAGAGGUUGGAGGCGGUCAAGUUUAGCACUUUGCAGUGGUUGAUGGGCGUUUGCACGGGUACUGCGGCCAUUGUACUGGGUGUGUGGAGGUUGUUGAUGUGA